ACUAAGGAACACGUUGGGAGAAUUUGUCCGAAAAUCAAAGGUUUAUGGAACCGGCCGUCAGCAGCCGUGGAGAGAAGGGGGAGUCACAGCACCCCUCCAGCUGCUCAGAGGAGGCCUGGGGUGGAGAGAGAGCAGGAGGAGCGGAGCCCAAGGGGCCAGGACUCGUUACAACCGCACACUUUUGUUCCCGAAAAAAUGGAAGGAGCCCGCUUCUUCGCCCGCCAACCCCCUCAACCUCCCGCGGCAGUGAGAGGCCCCAGCCUGGCUUCCCGCAAAAGCAGGCGGCCCGGGCGGCAACCCCGCAGGGGCUGGGCGGAGGCGGGGCGGGCGGCUGGGCGGGGCGGCUCCCGCUGGGGAAGCCCUCCCCGUUCUGACGUCACGGAAGCACCAGCCAACGGGAAGCCAGGGAAGGGGAUUCCCGCUCUGGCUGCCGCGCCGCGGGCCUUUAAAGCAGUGCCCUGGGACCGCUUUCUAGGAGCGCUGGGGAGGCCUGGGGGAAGUGCAGGUUAGAGGUGGGAUGUGCUGGCCUGGCCUCCUAUCUGACGAUUCAAGAUUGUUUGAGACUCGGGCUGCGGCCAGAGGUGGCGGAGGCCCAGGCUACAGUCCUCCGGAGAUGGAGUGGAAACUGGAGCGCACUGCCCCGCGGAGGAUUCGAACAGAAGAAGAGAUGCUGUGGGAGAAUGUCAUGAGGAUGCUUGGAAGAGAUUUGAAGCAGAAAAGGCAAGGUUCUCCCAAAAUAUUUGAUGCAGUUACGACGACAUAUUCCAACUUUAAGAGCAACUUUGUGAAGCGGAUGUCAGCUGAGGUUCCAGUUGCCAGUAGCCCAAUCACCACGAGAUGGCAGCAAAACCAAACCAGCGAUUUGGGGGCCUGUUCCUUUGGGGAGGAGCUUUCACCCACCGACCUCUCGGAAGCCUGUGGAUCUGUGCUGAAGACAGCGCCUGAGACAGAGACCUUGAUUCCAGAAUCAUAUGAAGAACCACUCAAGACCCCUCUCAAAGGAAGUUUGGAAAUGAUUCAUUCUGGUCUCCAUUUUUGCAAGGCGUCUCCUACACUGGACAGAGGCUUGAAGGAAAAUGCCUCAAAAGUUCAGAAAUGUCGAAACCAGUUAUUUUUGAUGCCAAAUGUGGUUCACAGGGCGGACGGGAAGAUGCAGGUCUGUGAGCAAGCCCAGUGUGAUUGGGAAGGCUGUAGAGAUGGAGUCAGAGAUGAGUCCUUCUAUCUUAAAAGGUUCAGUGACCUAAACUAUUCCAUACUCCAGCCAGAGGUGAAGAUUCAUCUUACUGGUCUUCGAAAUGACUACUAUCUGAAUAUCUUAGACUGGAAUCCCAACAAUCUUGUUGCUCUUGGCCUUGGAUCUUCUGUAUACAUUUGGAAUGGGGAAAGCCACAGCAGGAUUGAAAACAUAGAGCUUGGUCUUGGUUGUAACUAUGUAUCUUCUGUAUCCUGGAUCAGAGAGGGAGCCUGCCUGGCAGUUGGCACCAGCGAAGGAGAAGUACAAUUAUGGGAUGUGGUGACCAAGAAGCGACUGAGAAAUAUGCUUGGCCAUUUGUCAGUAGUUGGGGCUCUGAGCUAUAAUCACUGUAUCCUCAGCAGUGGGUCGAGACUGGGUCGUGUUUAUCACCACGAUGUUCGGGCCUCUGAGCAUCACGUGGGAACUCUUCAGCACAAACAAGCUGUGUGUGCUCUGAAGUGGUCACCUGACGGCGAAUUGCUUUCCAUUGGCUGUAGUGAUGGGCGGCUGACUAUCUGGUCCCGUGAUCCAGGUGUGAGUGCACAGGGUCAACCGCUAAAAGUGAUACUCCAACCUACAGCAGUGAAGGCUAUGGAUUGGAGUCCCUGGCAGUCUGCUGUCCUUGCUGUUGGAGGAGGUCUGAAGGACGGACACUUACAUAUCUUGGAUGUAAAUACCGGCCGGAGCACACAGACCCCGAGCACUAAUUCACAGAUUUGUUCUCUAAUCUGGUUGCCUAAGACAAAGGAGAUUGCAACUGGCCAAGGCCCUCCUAAGAAUGAUGUGUCCUUGUGGGCCUUCCCUGCUCUGGGCAGGUCAGCUGGGAUUUUUGGUCACAGGGGCAGAGUGCUGCACCUGGCUUUGAGUCCAGAUCACACCCGAGUGUUUUCUGCUGCAGCAGACGGCACAGCCUUUGUGUGGAAGUGCUGCUAG
Erinaceus europaeus (western European hedgehog) is the source of this 2167-nucleotide messenger RNA. It is a transcript of the gene CDC20B, whose product is annotated as cell division cycle 20B. Gene Ontology annotation, biological process: positive regulation of ubiquitin protein ligase activity; anaphase-promoting complex-dependent catabolic process; positive regulation of anaphase-promoting complex-dependent catabolic process. Gene Ontology annotation, molecular function: ubiquitin ligase activator activity; anaphase-promoting complex binding; protein binding. The record is from RefSeq and is a predicted model, not a curated record. The coding region runs from base 518 to 2167 and encodes 549 amino acids. The transcript is spliced from 12 exons. Gene Ontology annotation, cellular component: anaphase-promoting complex. Lineage: Eukaryota; Metazoa; Chordata; Mammalia; Eulipotyphla; Erinaceidae.